Messenger RNA from Eruca vesicaria subsp. sativa (arugula), 1233 nucleotides. The record is from the annotation of a GenBank genome assembly. NCBI's taxonomy places the organism in Eukaryota, Viridiplantae, Streptophyta, Magnoliopsida, Brassicales, Brassicaceae.
AUGCAUUUCGCUUAUUCGUUUUCUACUUUGUCUACUUGGACAAUUUUAAUCGCAUUGGCAUGUCUUGUGUUUCAUGCGUCUCUGUCCGAUGCUCAACUUACACCUACCUUUUACGACACUUCAUGUCCAAACGUCACUAACAUCGUACGAGACACCAUUGUCAACGAGCUAAGAUCGGACCCUCGUAUUGCUGCGAGCAUCCUUCGUCUUCACUUCCACGAUUGCUUUGUCAAUGGUUGUGACGCAUCGAUCUUGCUAGACAACUCAACAUCAUUCCGAACAGAGAAAGAUGCAGGUGGAGAAGCAAACUCGGCUAGAGGAUUUCCUGUGAUUGACACAAUGAAAGCCGCAGUGGAGAGGGCUUGCCCGAGAACCGUUUCAUGCGCAGAUAUGCUCACCAUCGCUGCUCAACAAUCUGUCACCUUGGCAGGAGGUCCUUCUUGGAGAGUUUCUUUGGGGAGAAGAGACAGCUUACAAGCAUUUUUCGAACUAGCUAAUGUAAGUCUUCCACCUCCAUUCCUCACACUUCCUCAACUCAAAGCCAUGUUUAUUAAAGUUGGCCUCGACCGUCCUUGCUCUCUCCGCGAGUUUAUUAUUAAACAUGUGGUCAUUCUUUUGUCAGGGGGUCACACAUUUGGCAAAAGUCAGUGCCUGUACAUUAAGGAUAGACUAUACAAUUUCAACAAAACUGGUUUACCUGAUCCUACUCUCAACACUACUUACCUCCAAACUCUUCGUGGACUAUGUCCCCUUAAUGGCAAUCUAAAGGCCUUGGUAGAUUUGGAUCAGCAUACCCCAACAGUUUUCGACAACAAAUACUAUGUGAAUCUCAAAGAACAGAACGGUCUUAUCCAGACCGACCAAGAGUUGUUCUCUAGCCCCAACGCCACUGACACAAUCCCGUUGGUGAGAGCAUAUGCUGAUGACACACAAACAUUCUUCGAUGCGUUUGUGGAGGCCAUGAAUAGGAUGGGAAACAUUACACCACUUACGGGAACUCAGGGAGAGAUCAGGUUGAAUUGUAGGGUGGUGAAUUCCAACUCUCAACUCCAUGAUAUGAUUGAAAUCGUUGAUUUCGUUAGCUCUAUGUGAGAAUAGUGACUCAGUAUUUGGCUAUCGAAUAUAUAUGUUACAAUAAAUAAAGCGCCUCAUGAUGUUACUUGGAACAAUGUAUCUCGAGCUGUAUUCGAAGAUCUUCUCAGUGAUUUGUUUUCUAAUUUAAUGAUGUGUUAU